AUGGCACUUGAAAUGCAGAAAAAAAUCAAGAAAUAUUGGGAAAGUCUUGAUAACCUGAAUUUUCUUGUUUAUUCUGCCACUGUAUUGGAUCCACGCUAUAAAUUGAGGUUUGUGAGGUUUUGUCUUAAUCAAGUUUAUGAGAAUAACACUACAUCGGCUAAUGUUAUGGAAGAGCAGGUGAAGAAAUUGUUGAUUCGCUUGUACGAGUAUUAUCAAAAUUGUUCUCCCUGUCAAAAUUCUCAAAGUGGGGCUGCUAUUUCAAGUCAGGCUCCAAUUGAAGUGAUGGACAUGGAUGAUGAUGUCGAGUCACGUAACUCUCUAGCUUUUCAAUUUGCAAAACAAAUGAAGAAAGAUGCAUGUGUGCAGACUAGAGAUGUUCUGGCUAUCCCCGUCUCCACAGUGGCAUCCGAGUCAGCCUUUAGUACAAGUGGUCGUAUUCUUGAUCCAUAUCAAAGUUCUCUUAAUACUGAAAUGGUCAGGGCUCUUAAUUUGGCAGGUAAUCAAGCUUUUAUACUUACGACCUACCUAGGACUGAGGAUCUUAAUUGGAUUGCCUUCCUUGUUUGUGCUUCUGAUCAUUAAAUUUCGAAAAAGGCAUUUGUCAUUGUUUAGUACAAUAGAAGCGUUCCUGCAAAGUAACACAAGUCUCACAACAAUUCGAUAUUCCUACUCAGACAUAAGAAAAAUGACAAGAGGUUUUCGUGAAAAACUAGGCGAAGGGGGUUAUGGUUCGGUUUACAAAGGGAAACUUCGAAGCGGCCAUGAUGUAGCCGUCAAACUACUCAACAAGACUAGAGCAAAUGGGCAAGAAUUCAUCAAUGAAGUUGCAACGAUUGGAAGGAUCCAUCAUGUAAAUGUGGUUAAACUUGUCGGAUAUUGUGCAGAAAGAUCCAAACGCGCCCUUGUCUAUGACUUCAUGCCUAACGGCUCCCUCGAGAAGUACUUAUUUAGCAAAGAGACAAGUAAUUGGCUUAGCUUGGCGAGGAAGUUUGAGAUUGCAGUUGGAGUUGCUCGUGGAAUUGAAUAUUUCCACAUAGGAUGUAACAUCCAAAUCCUACAUUUCGACAUAAAGCCUCACAACAUACUUCUAGAUGAUAAUUUCACACCCAAAAUCUCCGAUUUUGGACUCGCAAAGUCUUAUUCAACGGAGAAUACAGCGGUGACUCUCACUGCAGUUAGGGGAACAAUAGGGUAUGUGGCUCAUGAACUAAUGAAUAGAAGCAUUGGCCGUGUUUCUUACAAGGCCGAUGUUUAUAGCUUUGGAAUGUUAUUGAUGGAAAUGUUAGGGCUAAAUAGAGGUACGAGGCAUAAUGACAACAAAUCUAGCCAAUAUUUCCCAUAUUGGAUUUAUGAUCACUUGAAUGAAGGCAACGACAUCGAAAUUGGAAAUGCCGAUAAAAAUGACUAUGACGAUGAUGACGAUGACGACGACAAUGCAAGAAAAAUGAGAAGAAAGAUGACAAUAGUUGGAUUGUGGUGCAUACAAAUGAGCCCAACUGAUCGCCCGUCAAUGAGUGAAGUUUUAAAAAUGCUCCAAGGGGAAAUCAAAAAUUUGCAAAUUCCUCCUCAACCUUCCCAGUUACCUGAUAUUGAAUACUUCAAUGAUCAAAAUUGGGACACAGAGUCAACUGGUUCUAUGGCCUUGUUGAAUGACCAUCUCAACAAAAAGUUUAACCGAUUAGUGAAAUGUAUUAUUUAA
Erythranthe guttata (spotted monkey flower) is the source of this 1698-nucleotide messenger RNA. Lineage: Eukaryota; Viridiplantae; Streptophyta; Magnoliopsida; Lamiales; Phrymaceae. The record is from RefSeq and is a predicted model, not a curated record.